AUGAACCCCUCUGUUGUGGCUGCCCACAAGAGGAUUGGACUUCUCCAAAGGUUCAACAAGUGGCAAGGGAAAGCCAUGGAGAAGAUGCAAAAGUCCAUGGACAAAGAUGGAGUAGGUCACUCCUCACCACCAAAGAGGCUCUCCACAAGAGCCUCACAGAGCCUCUUCUUUCGAGCCAAGAGAAGGAGAGACAACACGCAGAGAAGGAGGAAGACGUCCAAGGCCAGACGCUCCAGCUCGACCACCGGACUCGAUCGAGUCCAAACAGAGGAAACUCAACUCGAUCGAGCUGAGGGUCGAGUUGACCUGGAGGAGCCCCUGUUUGAGAUCCUGGAUUCGAAGUACGAUUCAACCCAGUACCAGGACUUCUCUCAGACUCUCUGGACUCCCUACAACCGCUUCGAGCGAGCACAACUCCACCAAGGCCAAGGAAGCCACACCCACUUUGAAGAUGAAGAAGAAGAGGAGAGGAGCCACAAGCUCGAUCGAGUGAGCCGAACCCAGUUGAGUGGAGCGCUCCUGAUGGCCGUCUACCAUCUCCAGACCACGACCUAG
Microthlaspi erraticum is the source of this 555-nucleotide messenger RNA. NCBI's taxonomy places the organism in Eukaryota, Viridiplantae, Streptophyta, Magnoliopsida, Brassicales, Brassicaceae. The record is from the annotation of a GenBank genome assembly.